AUUUUCAGUUAAAUACAGAAUUUCAAAUGAAACACGAGAAUGAUGAAAUUAGAAAUCAAAUGAUUAAUAUGUUUGUAAAUUAUGUAGAACCUUGACUUUGCAAUUUCGUGCGCGUGUGAGAUUUCUAUUAAUUUCGGCAUGGAUAUUAUACAUGUAAUAACAUGAGAUGUUCAACUCAAUUACAAGUACUUGUAUUUCAACUCUCAAAGUCUCGUCAAACCCUACCAAAUAUCAAACAGCUGCAUGCUUUUAUAGCCAAGACCCACUUAUCAAUCGACCCAUUUUAUGCAACCAGGCUCAUCAGAUUCUACGCACUCAACAAUGAUCUUGAAUCUGCACGCCACCUGUUUGACGAAACUCCUCACAGAACUGUUUAUGUCUGGAACUCAAUUAUUCGAGCUUAUGCUCAAGCCAAUAAGUUUCAUGAUGCAAUGUGGCUUUUUAAUGCAAUGCGUGGCUCUGAAACAAUGCCCGAUAAUUUUACGUUCGCUUGUGUGCUGCGGUUGUGUUGCGAGAAUUUUGUGGUGGGAGGGUUGAGAGGGGUGCAUGGGAGUGUUGUGGUGGCGGGGUUGGGAUGGGAUUAUGUUUGUUGUAGUGCGCUUGUGAAUGCGUAUGCGAGAGUAGGGAUGAUUGGUGAUGCGAGGAGGGUGUUUUCGGGUGUGCGAGAGCCGGAUUUGGUUUUGUGGAAUUCUGUUGUUUCGGGGUAUGGGAUUUGUGGGAAGUGGGAAGAAGGGUUGGAAUUGUUUAGUGUGAUGAGAAUUAGGGGGAUUCGGCCAGAUGGGUAUACGUUGGUUGGGAUUAUUACGGGGUUGGGGGAUCCUGGUUUGGUUAGAAUUGGCCAGGGGAUUCAUGGUUUUUGUUUAAAAUGUAGUUUAGAUUGUAGCCCUCAUGUGAGUAGUGCAAUUUUGAGUAUGUACUCGAGGCUUAUGUGCAUGGAUUCUGCGUGUAGAGUGUUUGAUACGCUUUGCCAGCCUGAUUUGGUUACUUGGUCUUCUUUAAUAACGGGAUUUUCUCAAUGUGGUGACAAUAAGAUGGCCUUGGUUUUCUUCAGGAAUAUGAUAAUGGAAGGUGGAAAGGCAGAUCCCAUACUGAUUGCCUGUGCACUGGCAGCUAGUGCUCAAGUUGCUAUGGUUGGGGCUGGAAGUGAGAUUCAUGGUUAUGCCAUUCGACAUGAUUAUGCCUCAGACGUUAUGGUGUCUGCAGCUCUCAUCGACAUGUAUCCCAAGUGUGGAUUCUUGGGACUCGGGAUUCAAGUUUUCAGAUAUACACCUCGAAGAAAUGUUGUUUCUUUUAAUUCCAUAAUUUCUAGUCUUGGAUUGUACGGACUUCCAUCCGAGGCCUUUGAUAUGUUUGGGGAACUACUUGGGGAGGGAUUGAAACCUGAUGAAUAUACUUUCUCAGCCCUCCUAUGUUCUUGUUCCCAUGCUGGUCUAGUAAAUGAUGGACGGAGAUUUUUCACAAGGAUGACAGAUGAAUUUAGUAUUAUAGCUAAGACUGACCAUUAUGUCCACAUGGUUAAACUUCUUGGGAUGGCGGGAGAGUUAGAAGAGGCUUAUAAUCUUGUACAGUCCGCACCUGAACCUGUUGAUCCGGAAAUAUGGGGAGCACUUCUGUCUUGCUGUGAUGUUCACAAAAAUACUGAGAUGGCAGAUAAUGUAGCUCAGCGGCUGUUUGGAAUUGAACCGGGGAAAGAUACUUACAGAGUUAUGCUUUCCAACAUAUAUGCUAGUGAUGGGAGGUGGGAUGAUGCAAAGCAACUGAGAGAUAAUGUGAUAGGCGGAAGGCAGAAAAAAAUGCCUGGACUGAGCUGGACUGAAGUCUAAAAAUCAAUUAUUGUUUUCAAUGUUCAGUGGUGAAUGGUAUCAGGCUAUCAGUCAUCACAGGAGUUCUUCACAAGGAACUCAUAGAACAGCAAAUGGCCCUUCGUUAUAUGAUUCUUGGCCAAAAGAAUUCAUUAUGCAAACAUUCAGAAUGAUGAAGGCACAGAUGCGCCUCUUUCCGCAAAGCUUCGUGCAAUACUUACUAUUUUUUGCUCAGAGAAAUUAAACAUGAAUUUCAGCGGUCGUCAUGUUAGUUCCACAUACAAAUGAAUUCACCAGGUAAUACUCCUAUUUUUAGGUGCAUUUAACUUAUAUAAUGAAGCUGCAAAAUCAUCGAUUUGAUUUAGGCGAAGCAGUACAUAUUGGAUGCAGAUUUUAUUUUUGUAAUGCAGAAUAACUAUAUUCUUCCACUAAAAAGUCCAGGAGGAAUAUUUUCCCUUUCUCAUCACUUGGCAGUUCACUGAUUGUAAAAUAAUCGUAGCUGACUACAAUGGCCAGAAGCUGAUUCAUGUUUUAGGAAUAUAAUCUUGAUAUUAUAUGGUUUAUUCAUUCUUGUGACCGGCA
Molecule: messenger RNA, 2384 nt
Organism: Daucus carota subsp. sativus
Lineage: Eukaryota; Viridiplantae; Streptophyta; Magnoliopsida; Apiales; Apiaceae
Product: putative pentatricopeptide repeat-containing protein At1g64310
Exons: 3
Coding region: 162-1823 (553 amino acids)
Biological process (GO): RNA modification
Cellular component (GO): intracellular membrane-bounded organelle
Molecular function (GO): RNA binding; protein binding
Source: RefSeq, a predicted model, not a curated record